Molecule: messenger RNA, 819 nt
Organism: Aureobasidium musti
Lineage: Eukaryota; Fungi; Ascomycota; Dothideomycetes; Dothideales; Saccotheciaceae
Source: the annotation of a GenBank genome assembly
AUGGGGUCCUCCCUUGAUCAAACAAUCACCGAAAAAUACUCGAAACUCCCACACCUCGAGCUCAAUCCCACAGCCAAACAAACCAUCCUCCUUAUCCACGGUGCCACAGGCACUGGCAACAGCUGGGAUCUCGUAACACCUCACCUCCCAGGGUACCACCUUCUAGCACCAGAUCUACCUGGCCACGGCAUAGCAAAACACCACCACUUCUCCAUUGCUGAAGCCGCCGAUGCACUGCACGCUCUAAUUCUCAAUCGCGCACACAAUGGUGUAGCUUAUGUGGUAGGCUUCAGCCUUGGUGCCCAUGUAGCAAUGCACCUAGUCUCCCACUACCCUAACAUCGCAAACUGUGUUUUGGUAUCUGGAUUUCAGGUUUUUGCUACCACGGCUUUUUCUGCUUAUUUGCCGUAUGCCGUUUGGUUGGAGCAGCGAUUGGAGUAUCCGAUUCCUCGCUCGUGGAUAAGGUGGGCCAUGGAUGGUAUCGAUAUGCCUCGCACGGAUCUGAAAAUGUGUACGGUGGAGUACUAUCGUCAAGUCUUUGCUGCCACAGACGAGGCUGAGAAAUGGCCUAAGCCGUGGCCUGCAAGGACUCUUGUUAUUGCAGCAGGAAAAGGUGGUUUGAUUCCUUCGAAUGAUCGGCCGCAGGAUGCAAAGAAGUUGGCUGGGAUUGGGCGUGAGGCAAACACUGCUACCAGAGCAGUUAUGCAUCCUGAUAUGAGACAUCCCUGGAUCUGGCAGGCUCCAAAGUUGUUUGCAGAAACAACAAAGCUGUGGUUUGAGCGGGAAGCUGUUCCAGCUGGCUUUGUUUCCCUAGAGUAG